AUGUCACUCCAAGGGUGUGCGCCACUUUCAAGUAGUCUGUAUAUGACUAAGCGCGCAAAGCUCUCUGAUUCCUUGAUUAAGAAUAGAGGGCGCAAUGAUUCAACAGUGCCUACAAAUGUUCGUGGUGACAUCACCUACGCCUCUAACCGUUUCCGCCUGAGUGCUUCAGUCGCACCUAAAUCUGAGGAUUUCGAGUUACGUCGAGCUUUGGUUGAGCUUGCACUUAGGAAGCUAAAACUAUCACCACUGGAUCCAGAUGGUGAUGAACAUAGACCUUCCAGCAGAGAUGGGCUUGAUGAAGGGUUAAAAUAUCUAUCUCAUCAACGAUGUCUCAGGGAUGUAAAAAACCGUAUUGAUGUAGAACGUAUGAUAUCUGGACCUAAAAUCAGAUCUACAGCAGUUAUGGGAAGAUUAGAUGAUAUAUAUGCUCUGCUCGACCCGGAAAGUCCCCGUAAAGCUAAAAGUAUAAUGUCUAAACGUGUUGCUACAGGUACCCAUGGUAUUGAGACUUCGGUAGGCCCUCUUAGCGCCAACGAGGUUGCACACUUGCUAUUGUUAGCUCAAAAGCUACAGGAUACUAGCCUAUUGGAUGAUACUUUGGAAAGGAACAUUGAGAUGUCUGCCAACGUAUGGAAACAAACUGGUAAAGUAUCAAAUGUGGUGGGUACAGCUGUUGUCAUGGGCCUUUAUGAGGGUAAACUAGCUCAAUGUCCUACCUGUGGGUUAAGAUUUAGUACACAUGAUGCUAGAUAUCGUCAUGCCACAUCGCAUGACGGGGGCAGACGUGAAGUUCUCUGGUCAACCAUGGAUGAAUGGGUAACCAAACCCGUCCCUCGUAGUACCGUGAGGAUUGGUCAAAAGGCGGUUGUAACAGUGCAAAGUCUUACCGAGAUGUUGAAGCAUAUAGAUGAAACCGCAUCUGGGAACAUCAAGUGGCUGGCCAGCGUCAUAUUUUCUAAAAGGGAGGCUAUUUCUGCCAAUACCGAUGUCGUUAUGGACUCUGAACCCUCUGCGGAGCAUCAGAAAGAGUCAGAGAGUGAUUUUACUGGAGGUUCGAAUGAUGCACUAAGGUUGCUAUGGUCAUGGGGGACGAUGACCGACUGCACAGACCCCCCAAUGAUGUCAAUUAAAAACAAAGGUCCUGGAAUUAUAGGUGUAGAUUGUGACUUGCAUUUACUCAUGGAAACAUGGCAUAAAGCAGGAUUUAACAUAUCAAGAUUCACAGAAAAUAUACCGUUCCCAUUAAAUUAUGCUGACCUUACCCGCAAGACCUGUGCUAUAUGUUACGAAACGUUGUCAACUGAAUUCAAUAUUACCUAUAAUUGUUCUGUGUACUCCGAUGCAGUCUGUUUUAAGAUUGACAGCAAGUAUUUGAGAAAGGCUUUCCAAGAUGAACAUGUCUCUUGUAGGAUGCUACUUGGUACAACAGGACUAGGUGACACAACCAAUGCGUUUCUGGUCCUCCGUAAACUUGCUGGUAUAACGUUACUUAAAUCCGCUUUACGGUCUCGCAGACGUCUGGAGUUUGCAGAUUGGUCUUUUAAAGGUGAUGUUGCAAUUAUCGAGGAUAAAAAUGUAAUACCCGAACGCAAGGGUCUAUGGACAGAUAGCCAUAAGCUCAUGGAGGAACUGGUUAACAACUGGAAAGGUCCAUUUUGCGUUCACGGUGACGCUAAAGGUGUCCCCAAUGGUCUAAUGUACGGACAUAGACAAUGUAUGAGAUUUGUAAUCAAUGCACAUGUCAGAAGGGCCAAUGAGCUUCUAGUUGAUGUACCCUUUCCACAGGGUAUGGUAUCACUUAAGUUGGUAUAG
Molecule: messenger RNA, 1812 nt
Organism: Babesia sp. Xinjiang
Lineage: Eukaryota; Apicomplexa; Aconoidasida; Piroplasmida; Babesiidae
Exons: 1
Coding region: 1-1812 (603 amino acids)
Source: RefSeq, a predicted model, not a curated record